Messenger RNA from Penicillium odoratum, 1500 nucleotides. RefSeq names its product flavin-containing monooxygenase. The coding region runs from base 1 to 1500 and encodes 499 amino acids. Gene Ontology annotation, molecular function: flavin adenine dinucleotide binding; NADP binding; N,N-dimethylaniline monooxygenase activity. The transcript has a single exon. Lineage: Eukaryota; Fungi; Ascomycota; Eurotiomycetes; Eurotiales; Aspergillaceae. The record is from RefSeq and is a predicted model, not a curated record.
AUGAACGGUCAUACAGAAUCUGAAUCGCGCUUCGACGUAGUCAUCGUCGGUGCGGGUAUCUCUGGUAUUAACGCCGCUUAUCGCCUUCAAGAUGAGCUCCCAGGCUACAGCUAUACCAUCCUUGAAGCUAGGGACGAUCUAGGUGGCACUUGGGACUUGUUCAAGUACCCUGGAAUCCGAUCGGAUUCUGAUUUAUUCACCUUUGGCUUUUCUUUCAACCCUUGGAGCCAGUCCAACCCCAUCGCGGAAGGCCACUUGAUCAAAGGCUACGUCAGAGACACCGCGAAGAAGUUUGGUAUCGAUAAGAACAUCCAAUAUCAACACCGUCUGUCCGCCGCAAACUGGUCCAGCGAGGACAACUACUGGUCUCUGAACGUCGAUCACAAUGGCACCGCCAAGACCAUCAAUGCACGGUUCAUCCUCUUUGGUUCCGGCUACUAUAACUACAAGGAACCAUUGGAGGCUACCAUUCCCGGACUAGAGAAUUUCCAGGGCCAGGUCAUCCACCCUCAAUUCUGGCCCGAGGAUCUCGAUUACACGGGAAAGAAGGUUGUCAUCAUCGGCAGUGGUGCUACGGCCAUCACUCUCCUCCCCAACUUGGCCAAAAAGGCGGAGCGCGUGACCAUGGUUCAGCGCAGUCCCAGUUACAUCCUCUCUCUCCCAAACCGCAGUCGUAACUGGUUACUUCGCUGGAUCCUGCCGACGAAAGCAUAUCACAGCUUCCAGCGCAUGAUCUGGAUCCUUCAGUCCCGAUUUUUCUUCCUCUUCUGUCAAGGAUUCCCGAAUUUAGCCCGCUGGAUCCUCAAGCUCACAACGAAAAGACAACUUCCCAGCCACAUCCCCUAUAACCCACACUUCCAGCCGCGCUAUAACCCUUGGGAUCAACGACUGUGCGUCUCGCCAGAUGGCGACUUCUACGCCUGCCUCCGCCGCGGAAAGGCCGAUGUCCGCACCGACACCAUCAAGACGGUAACUAAGAACGGCCUCACCGUGAGUUCGGGCGAGACUCUUGACGCGGAUAUUAUCAUCACUGCGACGGGUCUGAAACUCCAAAUUGCAGGGGGCGCCAUCAUCACCGUCGACGGAGAGAAGAUCGAUAUCGGAUCCAAGUACAUGUGGAACGGAGUCAUGCUUCAGGAUGUUCCUAAUGCUUCUUUCAUCAUUGGAUAUACCAAUGCCUCAUGGACUCUCGGUGCGGACGCCACCGCGCAAUUCGUGACUCGCUUGCUCAAGUCUAUGGAGACGAGGAAGCUUCUCGCUGCUACACCCCGUAUGAAGGCGCAGGAGGCCGAGGUGAUCCAGACGCGCCCAUUGCUGAACCUGAAUUCUACUUAUGUCACUGUUGCGAGCCGUGUUCUGCCAUUGGCGGCUGAUCGGGGCCCGUGGCAGCCACGAGAUCAUUAUUUGAAGGAUAUUAAGUUCGCUACUAAGGGUAACCUGGAUGACAGCAUGGAGUACGCGCAAGGGCCGAAUCUGCAUCUCCGUGCUAAGAUGGCUUGA